Molecule: messenger RNA, 2799 nt
Organism: Monomorium pharaonis (pharaoh ant)
Lineage: Eukaryota; Metazoa; Arthropoda; Insecta; Hymenoptera; Formicidae
Gene: exu
Product: maternal protein exuperantia
Exons: 6
Coding region: 326-1591 (421 amino acids)
Biological process (GO): bicoid mRNA localization
Molecular function (GO): protein homodimerization activity; RNA binding
Source: RefSeq, a predicted model, not a curated record
UCGUCGAUUGUCACUCGCCUCGCGACUACGGAGAAGACAGGCGCCUUCUCGCCGGGCUUUUUGCUCUCGCGGCUCACCUCUCGUCUUUCAUCCUUCCGCGCGUUGCACGAGCCACGUCCACCGCGUUGCGAAUCGGCAUCCGCAGUCUUUAAUCCUACGCCUUUCGCGUGUCGUGUUCCGCACCGUUGGUGCGUACGUGACGCGAGUGUGCAUGUGCACGCGUUACCCACGUAUCGCAGUGCCGAGAUCAUCUGAACCUGAACCUGAACACGAGGGAAAAGAGCGGCGAGCGUUGCGCAAAUCUAGGAAAGUGACUCCGUAAACGAUGGUAGCCUCGACAGUGACGGAAACGACGACGACGACGACGCCGGUGAAACAAUCAUGCGGCACGAUGGGUAUCACGCCAGGAAACUAUCGCCUCGUCGGCUGGGACAUGGACACCACCGGCAAGAAAGUCAUCGACGAGAUCUGUCAAAUAGCCGCGUUUACUAAUAAUCCCGUGUCCACUUACUCACAAUAUGUGAUGCCGUACAAGGAUCUCAAUCCGACCGCCAUAAAACGUCACAGUAUGAAGGUCGUGACCAACGGCAAAUUCCGCGUGCUAAGGAACAGCAAAACCAAUGAGGUAAUUAAAUCCAAAAGCGAAGUGUCGGCACUCACAGACUUCCUGGGCUGGUUGGAAACCGUGAAAGAAAAUGCCGCGGAUGGUGUAAUUCUGGUUUAUCACGAGCCACGCAAGGUCAUUCCCGCGAUGCUUCUCGAAUCGUUGAAGAAGUACGAUCUAGUUGAUCGAUUCAAGCAAACGGUCAAAGGAUUCGCGAACGGUUUUAACAUCGCUGAGGCAAAGUGCUCGAAUUCAGUCCACAUCUUUUCCCUUCGCACUCUAUCGCGUACAUUAUUAAAGCAGGAAGUGAAUCUGGGCAAUGCGCAACAUAGAGCAUCGCUGGCGUUAAAAAUAGCACAAUUCUUGUCCACGGCCGAUAGCGGGAUCGAAGAUGGGGACAAGUCUGGAGAUGGCGAUGAAAAACGUUUGAAAAGAUCAAUCGAGGUUAUUCAAGAAUUCGCACAGCCUGUUGACGUCGAGGAACAGGAGCACAACGAACUAAAGAUGAUAUUUGAGCGGCAGAACAACUUGCGGCCCAUAUUCAGCGCCCUGUUCCGUAUGAACCGUCGCGAACGUCAACACGCCAGUCCCCUGAGGCGAUUACUGGCUGAAGCUGGAAUCGUAUACUCGGAGCUACAGGACGCAUGGAACAACGCGAAGAAGGAAGGACUGGAGCAGUUGAUAAAGGAAAAACUGCCAACAAUUGAGGAGAAAAAAAUGGAGGAUCUGAUGGUCAUCCUCGAGCGUCACUUCGAUCCAGAGAAGAAGCCAAAGGGCAAGAUGGCGGAGAAGAAGAGUCUCAAGACGAAGAAUGAUAAAAAGAUAAGUGACGAUAAGGAGAAUAACAACAAGAGCGACUCGGGCCACGACAGCCCCGACAGCCCGGACACCACGACAUCCGGGUCUCCGGUUAAAAUGAACGGCGCCGACGUUGAAAUUAAGCCAGAGGCAUCCUCUUUGACGCAGGAGGUUGCCGAAAGCGUUUAAUAACGAUCCUGACUCUUCUCGACCUCUCUUUUACGUGCCGCAAAGCGGGUACUUCGCGGCCGUGCUCCGCGUCUCUGUUGCGCUCGUCGCCGGACGCCUCCUCGGUCGUACUCCCGGGCGAACGUGGAUUCUUUUUGUUGCCAUUUUUUUGCCACCAAUAAUCGCGGAGAGAUGACGAAAAAUAAAUAAAAUUUAUAAGUAACACGAACAUAUCAUAGAUAUAGCGCGUCGAAUGCAGUUCGCGUUUACCUAGAAUCGACCAAUGGUAAAAGUGUGUUGUGUACUUGGAAUUACCGCUAAAUCUAUGUUCCUUAGCCGGGAAAGAGCCGCGAAGGGAUCCCCAUUUCUUUUUCUUUUUUUUUUGUUGCGGUAAUUCUACGGUAAACGUAUUAGAGUAAGAUUCGUCUAACGGGCGAUAUUAUGCGUGAUGUGACAAGUGUUAUUUGUUACAGUAUUUGUAUUUUUCUUUUGGUUUUAUUUUUUUUUAAUUUUUGUUUGCAUUGGAACGUCGGCAUGAUUAAGAAAAAAAAGAGGACAGGUUUCCCGCAAAUGACACGCCGUCGACUACCUUACUGAAAAAGGAAUUAACAUAUUCAAAAAAUUCAUCAAAAUCUGAAUUGUUUAAAUCUUUGUCUUUUUCCUCCUCUUUUCUUUUUUCUCUCUAUUUCAAAAUUCUUAUAUUUUGUACUAAUAGUAAGAUCGUAAUAGAAAAUACGUGAACAAUUACAAAAUUGACAACAAUUAUACGUAAUAUCUUUUUCGGACAUAUAGUUCUACAUAUUAUAGUCGGACAUAAUAUUAUACUUGCACAAAAAUUUUUUAUAAUGUGUUUCAAAACUAAUAAUAUUUUUAAUAGUUACUUAACAAUAUAUGGUUCCAGCUUUUUCAACUUUUAUAGCUUUUUGCAACUAAUCUUCUCUAUUAAUUUCCAUUUACGUUGAAUGAGAAUAUGCAACGUCGGAUGAUAUCCUCUAUUAUGUCUUUCUUACCAAUCUGCUUCUUCUAAUUUUGCAAGCUCUAUGCAUAUUUCUUUAUUUUUUGCGGCUUUAUACAAUAUUUGAUAUUUAUCUUGUAAUUUUGUUUCUAAAUUUGCUGCCUUUAUCCAUAUUACACAUUGACUAUCUUAUCGCCAUGAAAAUAAAGAAAUUGAAUAAAGUAUUACUUUAUAAAACUUUAACGAGAUUCUUUAACUUAAAAAGUGGAAAAAA